Jatropha curcas is the source of this 847-nucleotide messenger RNA. Its product is annotated as HMG-box (high mobility group) DNA-binding family protein. Lineage: Eukaryota; Viridiplantae; Streptophyta; Magnoliopsida; Malpighiales; Euphorbiaceae. The record is from RefSeq and is a predicted model, not a curated record.
GAAAACGACAUCGAAAAGGUCCUUUGAUUCGUAACAGAUGCUGGUUGCAAAGAACUGAAGGAACCAAGCGACACUGCGAAACGAGAGUAGCUAGCAGAAGAGAAAAGAAGAAAGGGGCAGGCAGCUAAUCAUGCCGAAGAAAGCUCCAAAAUCAAAGAAACGUAACUCUUCUUCAGCUUCCUCUACCUCUUCUAACGCCCUCAGGAAAAUCUCCAAUGGCAUGGAUAAAGACAAGAGACCAAAGUCGAAAAAGAUGCCAAAGAAGAAAACCGCGAAAUUUGAUGCUAAGAAGCCCAAGAAGCCCCCGACUGCUUUCUUCUACUUCCUGGAGGAUUUUCGAAAGGAUUUUCAAGAGCAGAAUCCAGAUGUCAAGUCUAUGCGUGAUAUUGGAAAGGCAUGUGGUGAGAAGUGGAAAACAAUGAACUAUGAGGAAAAAGUUAAAUAUUAUGAUAUUGCCACAGAGAAAAGAGCCGAGUUUGAUAAAGCUAUGGCAGAAUAUAUUAAGAAAAAGGAAAAUGGUGAAUUUGAAGAAACUGAAAGUGAGGAUGACUCUGAUUUUAAUGACUAAGAUACUAGCAUUGUAUGGGAUAAUCAUUGUUUCAGUAGGAGUAAGAGGUGCAUGGCAGCGUGGAGACAGAUUGUAUAUUAACCUAUGGGCCACUUUGAUCUUCUCUUUUCACAUUUCUGCAUGAUUUUUGUGUAAAUUUCUACUUGGCAAUUACAUCUAGGGAUUGCAGAGAAGACUUGAUAAUCAAUGUGAAUUAACUCUUAAGUAAAUAACAAAGAUAGGAUAUCUGUCAGGAAAUGUUACUGUUACAAGGUGGUUAAUAGUGGACUUGAUUCUUCC